CUACUUAAUCUUAACUUUUAUACAAAUUGCAGAAAAAGUGAAAACAAUAUAAAUGAAAUAUUUUUAAAAUAAAUAUUUACCGAGUAGAACUGAGUUAAAAGUUAUAUUUAAGCUGGAGCACCGAUGCAAUGAUGCAGAAAGGAAAAAAAUUACGUGUAUCUCAAACAGACAAAACCAAUGCAAUACAUAAGUUGCCCGCUCGAGAGCAAACCCGCGGUGGCAAGCAUCACAUUAGCAACAAACCUACGAAAACGCCGGCGGGGGAAAAAUGUUUGCCUCAACGGAAGAAAAAGCGUCAAAUGAACGUUGAGGAGGACGAUCUUGAAGAACAGCAACCAGUAAUUACUAAAUCAUGCAUAAUCUGCGGAAGCAGUGAAGAAAUAGUAGAUUUAUCCACGAAUCCAAUUAUGAAGAAAACUAUGGCCUCCUACCUCGAAGACGGUUCUGUGGAUCUGGAUGAUUGCUUGUCUUCUCUUUGUAUAACUUGCGUAUUUAAAUCUAGAGCUGUUAGAGAAGUCCAAAAUAAUAUUAAAGUGCGCUUGCAAAGUAUAAGUAAUAGCCAAACCACAAAAAUGUCAAACACUCGCAUGGAAAAUAGAGUUAAUUCUGAAAUUCUCAUAUCUACAGAAAAACAGAAAAUUAAACAUUUCCAAACGCGCUCCAACACCAUUUGUGACCUUCCCCAAUCGACAUCAAAAUCAAAUAGGAGAGUGGGAAGAAAUAAAAUAAGUUCUCAUCCACCUCCGGAAUUCAGUGUUAUAGAAUCAUCGGAACUAAAUAUUUCUCAAUCUUUUGAAAAGAUUACUUAUAAAACACACAGUAAAUGCCUUGGUGUUAAUCAUCUGCUAGAUAAUUCUAUUGAAGAAACGGAUAACAAAAAUACAGUAUAUCUCGCAAAUUAUAGGCUGGCUGAGAUUUCGGAAAUACCUUCGAUGGAAUAUAUAGCAGAAAGCAAUACUGAUUAUAAUCAUGUUGUGGAUAAAUCAAUGUUGUCUGCAGAAAGAAUGGAAUUAUUAGAAUUACCUAAUAUACUGGAAAUUCCAUCAUCGUGCUCCAAUUCAACUUAUUCUCAAGCCGGAAUAAAUCAUUCAAUGUUACAAGUUAUACGUGAACGGUCUGAAUCAGUUUUAAUAACCGAAUCCGGUGGUAAAAUAAACAACUACAAACGUGAUAUGCGUCAAAAUACCCUAAGGCAAUGUCGGUACUGCGCUAAUACUUUUUCUCGGAAAGAUCACUAUAAUAAACACGUACGACGGUGUCGCAAUAUAACAGCUCGUAGUUUGCCAUCAGCUACCGCCAAUAAUAUGGUUUGUAGUGAUUCUUCUAAUGCCAAAAGAAAUCGUAUAAAUCUUCUGAGCAAAAGUGUAACUCCUAUUACAUUGGAACCGCCAAAGCGCACACGACAAUUUCACUGUACCGAAUGCCAGGCAACGAUGGACAGCAUAUCAAAACUGAAAAUACAUCGAGCAACUCAUUUACGCGAAUACCAAUGUGAUAUGUGCAACAAAAAGUUUAACACCUUGCAUGAACAUGAUUUCCAUCGCAUAGUUUGUUUAGCGAAACAAGAGGUGUGGCAAGAGCAAGAUUUUGAUAAAGAACAUGUAGAGCUGAAUGAUUGCGAUAAAUCAAUGGUUAGAUCGCAGCGAUCAACCGCUAAGACAAUAACUAGUCGCCGAGUGACACGUGCUCAAAGCCGAGCCAGAACCGACGUAAAUACGAAAAACCCCAUUACAAGUCGUAGAUCCACGGCGUUAACUAGUGUCUCACGGUAUAUAAAUCACAACGCUGACUGUGAAGAGAGCGAUAAUGACACCUGUUACACGAACAAAGACUAUGAAGAUGAUAUUUCUGUAGCUGAUUCAAUGGAUUUGGGACGCAGAGUAUAUACUGAUAAUUGGCUAGAAAGCCGACAUUAUAGCGAAGUUCGUGAUCAACCUAUGAUAGAGAUAAAUAGUAAAAAGGAAUAUGAUCUUUAUUUAUUGGAAAAGCUAAAAUCUCAAAUUAGAGCACAAGAAUUUGCUUGUUUAGCAGAGAAUUGCGGCUUUUUUACUGAUACAUUAUUGAACUUAAUGUUGCACGACUAUGUUCACCAUUUUAAGAGCUCAUGGUUUUACUGUCCCAAAUGUGGCAGUGUGUUUACAAGCAAAGUUUUCUUGGACUAUCAUUUAGAUCGUCAAAAUGGAGGCAGAUUUAUUUGUUACAAAUGCAACGAACAAUUUAUGUUUCAACAUCAACUAGAUAUGCAUCUAAUUUCACACGAGAAACAGUUAAAUCAUACUUGUGACAAAUGCAAAUGUGAAUUUCUUACUGAAGAAAAGCUAUUUCAACACAUGAAGCUUGAGCAUAACAAUGAGUCAGAAAAAAACAUAAUAUGUAUUCAAAGUAAAGCAACUUUUGCAUCUGCUCGAACAGCUGAUGAGGAUAAGUAUAUUAAUGGGAAACCACAUAGGAAAUACACUGUUAGAAUACUCGAUAUGCAGUUGCCAUAUGUGCCAUCAAAGAGGCCGCUGGAAUUGCCUGGCCAUAAGCCCUACCGUCGUCGAAUUGGUAUCAUUGAAUUUGAAAAUGAUAGAAAUCCAAAUUGUUGCAGCUGUAAAUAAUGACCAUUUAGUUUUGUUUAUUAAUGCCUAAGGUUAAUAGAAAUUUGAUGAAGACACUUUGAAAGUUAAUGUAGGUUAUGUUUCUUUAAUUAAACUUUUAAUUUAAAAUAUGUUUUUUUUUAAAACUUCGAAGGGAAUUCUUUGCCGAGAGGUGAUUAAAGUUAUAUGUUUAAUGUUUUGAAAUCUAUUUACUCUUUAAAAAAGACGAAUAGGAGCCUCAAUUUUGUCUUAUAAAAUUUUAUUAAUCUUGAUGUUAAUUGAACUAACAGAUUUGAUAUAGGAGUAUAUAAAAAAUAUUUUCAAACUCCACUUAUUCACUGUGCGCUUUAAAAUGUUUUACAAUUAUAAUUAAUAUAAUUAUAUGUUGAUAUGCUGAUGUUGUUUAUGCUUAUGUACCAUAUUUAUUUAAGUUAGUAGGAUACCACAUUAUUUUUUUCAAACAAUGUUACAACUCAAAUUGGGAAUCACAGCUCUAAAUACUCAAGUAUCGAGCAGUGCUCAGCUUCCCCAAUAGUUUUUUGAAUUUUUCAAGCUAUUGUUUUGUUUCUAAGAAUUUUUAUAUAAUUAUACGGACAACGAGUGUCGAAGAGAAGUAUAACUACUCGUUUCUCAAAUCUUUGAACUGUUUAACAAUGUUCGAAUAGUUUUGAGCCCUAUUUUAAAUAUAUAUUAUUUAAAAUUAUAUAAAUAUUGUUAAAUGUUGUGUUGUACAAGCAUA
Molecule: messenger RNA, 3318 nt
Organism: Ceratitis capitata (Mediterranean fruit fly)
Lineage: Eukaryota; Metazoa; Arthropoda; Insecta; Diptera; Tephritidae
Product: Zinc finger protein 41
Exons: 5
Coding region: 129-2600 (823 amino acids)
Source: RefSeq, a predicted model, not a curated record